GCAACAACAACCGUAAUACACCAAUGAAUGUAAUGAACCAAUACACCAAGGAGCGUAUUGAUCUGGAGGAGAUCAAAAUUUCAAAGAAAUUUUGAUCUAAAGAAUCACCAUUCCAGUCGCUGUAGAAAACCCUAGAGCGUUAUUAUCUUUGAUUUUGUAUUCUUUUUAUUCAGCUUCGUACAUUCCGUGAACCUAUAUACAUGCAUUACACUAUUUUAAUACAACGUCAUAUUGAACGCCGUAGAUCGUAUGUUUUAAAACAUUAAUUAAUAACAAGAUUAGUAACUAGGGUUAUUUUCUGAAACCACAUCUCUGACCCUCUCUAUAUAUAUUGGAUGAAUUCGUGUUCACGUGGUUAAAAAAUUGAAACAAUUUUGAAUAGUGAUCAUUGGACACAACGUAGUGGCAAUUUUAAACACAUCGCUUUGAAUCUGCUUUGAAUAAGUAUAUUCCCGAGUUACGAUGUUACUCUUUGUCAUUUUGGAGAGAAUUAGAAGGACCAAGUCGCGUCAGUUACACAAACAAUAAUAUUAAAUUGAAAUUGUUAUUAAUUUCUGUUUUCUUGUGUAUGAACUUUUGUUGUACCUAUAUAGCAUCUUAAUUACCAUUUAUGAUUAUUCUUGGUAUUGAAAUUUCUGUUUUCUUGUACAAUAUUUCUUUAUGUUCUCCCUGUUUUAGUAUAAAUAAUGUUUUCAUUAAUGCACUUGCGUUUGCGGAUGAUAAUGAUUUUUGGUGUUAUAUAACAAUUACAAAAAAACUCUGUAAUCUGUUUUAUAUUGUUCUAAAAUUUUCAAAAUCAAAAAAUAAAUUUCGACUAGCAGUUGCGGUUGUGAUGGUUGUAGGAAAUUAAAUACAAAUAUAUUUAGUUUAAAACUAUAAAUAUAAAAAUAAUAAUAUUUAGUUAAUUGUUUAAAAGUGAGAUAAUAUAAAUACUAAUAUAUGUAUUAUAUUUAAAUUUAUAUAAAACUUUGAAACAUCAUAUUUACUAUAUUUUUAACAUUAAUAUAUAGAUAUAUAUAAACCCAAAAACAAAAUUUAAAAUAUAAUAUUAACUUUAUGUUUAGUAUAGUAAUAUCAUUUUCAUAUAUUAUAAUUAUAUAAAAUAUUAAUAUUGUUAAUUUAUUUAUAAAUCGUUAUUGAACGUACUAAUUUCUAACCGAUGUACUAAUCAUACAAAUCACUUAGUAACAUUCAAAACUACAAGCAUCCAUAAACUCCCGCAACCUAUGUGUUUUCACUAGUCAUAUCCUAAGUCUCUUUCUUUGGCUAUUUAGCAUAGCUCUUAGAACUAUUUUAUUAUUGUAAAUAUAAAUAUAAUGGAAAUCUAGAUAAUCCAUAUAUAUUACUCUUUUAACUCCGCUGCAGUAAUUUUAAACAUUUUAGAUUUAUUGAAAAUAUUCUAAAUUUAUAUUUCUAACUAGUACAUAAUAAUGAUGGAAUUUUAAUUUUACCACAAAUUUAAUAUCAAAUUAAUGUUUAAAGAUAACCAUUUUUCUAAAUAACUUAUGUUUAUGAUAAUCCUCCUAAAUAAUUUAUAUAAUAUUUAAAAAUAACUUACAAAAUAUUUGAAAAAUUGUAGUCAAAUUAUGGUAUUUCAAGCAAUUUCUCCAUGAUAUUUAGAUAUCGUUCUUUAUUUAAAACUAACUUUUGUUUUAGUUAAGUAGUAGAUCAUUUGUCUUAGUUAGCAUGUUCGUCAUUAUGUUUAAUGCGAAUUUAAACCAUUUAGUUUUCUUAUAUAUAUUCUUGACGAGAAGAUGAAUAUUGAUCAAGUGGAGUCUUCUGACCAACAUUUUGUCAUGAUAUCAAAGACAAUAAAAAUAGUCAAGGAAUUGAUGCAAAACCCUGAAAUACCGUCAUUCUUUAUUUUUAUAAACUUUUGAUAAUUCACUAUAUUAUAUGACUUAUUUUGUUUUUUAGAAUACUAUUUGAUUAUCUAAAUCAUUUGGCUCAAAAUAAUUAUAUAUGCUACAUGAGUUUUACGUCAUUUAAUUAACCUGACUUUCUUUUUGGCUUCUACCAUUGUUUAAAAAAAUAAUAAGAAGUACUGGUUUAUGGUUUGAGUGUUUUAGACGAAGUUCUCAUACAUAUUGUCACAAGAAACAAGACUUGAGGUGUCGAGUAAUUCUUUCUCUCGGAUAUACAAAGGAAUUCACAGAAACGGAAAAUAUAUUGACGAAAAGCACCGCAACAUGACAAAUCACAACAACAAAUUUAAAAUAAUUUAAUCUCCUUUUUAAGGUCUACAUUUCCCGUUUUUCCCCACUAAGAAAAAUGAGAAAGUAAAAAAUAAGACAGGGGUUACGAAGACAACUAGUCCAACAUACAAAAUUUGCCUAUCUGAAAAUAGAGAAUUUUCUAGCAGUUGCCUUCGCCCCUUUCUGAUUUGCUGCAACCAUAUUGAAUCGACCGAGAGUUUUCGAACAAAUUGUAAGCUUAUUAGGAAAAGAAACGAUGAAGACCCCUAUCGUUAGAUCAUAUGUUAGGUCAAAAGUGCCGCGGCUGCGAUGGAAUUCUGAUCUUCACAACUCUUUUGUUCAAGCCGUUGAACAACUAGGUGGAGAACAUAGAGCAACUCCUAAGAUGGUUUUACAGUUAAUGGAUGUAAGAGGACUCACAAUAUCUCAUGUGAAGAGUCAUCUCCAGAUGUAUAGGAGCAUGAAGUUGGAAGAAUCCAUGCAAGACGAGAUAUUAGCAAAGAGAAGUGUUAGAGUGACAGGAGAAGUGACUUGGUGGCAGUUUCAACAGUACCUUCAUAAUUAUCAACGUCUCCGAGGCAAUGCCAACCUUUUCCAAAAUCAACUAAGGCGAGAAGACGAAAUGUAUGAAAACAUAAUAACAUUUGGAGAAUCAAGUAAUGGAAUUAAGGACGUACCAAGUGACUAUUUUACUUGCACGUCUCUCUAUGAGUCUUCAAGGGUCCGAGUUAGUAAAAGUAAAGCUGAUGAUGACAAUGGUAAAAUUGUUUGUGAUAUUGGAGAUGAUGGUAAUGUUGUUACUGUGUCAGUAAAAUCAACAAAGGCUUCCAAAGGUGAAGAAGAAUCGUCCCUUGAGCUCACUCUUGGUCUCAAGCCUUAAAACAGGAAUUCGAUAUAUGCAGAAACCGUUAGAAUGUAUCUUAUUAAUGCAUGUAUUUAAAAAUAUGUUUUUAAUAAUUUCUGUAUACUAGUGAACACCAUUGCACGUUGAUGUCUUUCUACUGAGAUUUUAAACCGACGACUGUAUGCCGUUUCUUUGACUAAAUCUGUACGUUGUCAAUGGUAAACCAAUAUAAAAAUUUUACAUCUUUAUUUUAGUGAUUUCAGUAAUUAAACUCUAUAAUCUAUCUAUCUUUUUUUUCUUCUUUUUUUGAAUUAUACAAAAAUAUUCCGACCUCAUAGAAGUGGUCCAGACUAAUCAUGUGUUUCCACGUGUCGGUCUCAUGUAUUUGGUGAUGCCGAAAUGUUAAUUCUUUAGUGGUCGGGACUCGAACCUUGGUUGCUUCAUCGUAUUGGGCUUUAAUAACCCUAGGUUUCAGACGUUACCAUGGAAAGAUGUACGAUAAAAUCAAUUCGAAGGAGUGGAGAGAGUGGUUUAGUAGUUGUUAUCGCGAUCAUUAUAUGAGACUCUUGAAUGCUAAAGAAAAACGUUACUUUCAAUCGUCCGUGUGAUUUUUUUUUCCUGCUAGACAACAUUAGGUCUAGAAAGAAUGGCCAGAUUAUUUAUAUGGGCUUUAGGCAUACAGACCCUAUAAAACCAGGUUAGUAAAAGGUCGUAAAGAAGUAAACGAAAGUUUCGUCUUUUCUUCAGAUAUAUAGAAUUGGAUAGGUGUCCUCUUUUGCUCAUAUUUCGUGAAGAUGUGGCAGCAUAAGAGAAGAGAAUUUUCUCUUUUAUAUAUAACUACUAGUGGUAUUUCGGUGCUACGCGCUGAGUUCGUAUAUUUUAUUCUGAAAUAAAUUUACAAUUCAUCUUAUGGUUUUAGUGAAGAAAAUAUGUUUAAAAAUAUAUAAAUGAAAAUAUGUUAAAAGAGAAUGAUAUUUUUCCGAUCCAUUUGAUAAUGAUUAGUGACUGUAAUGUAUUGCUUUGUUUUGAAGUUGCUUGGUGUAAAAUAGAAUAGCAUAAGUGGUUGUGAUUAAUCGAUUCAAUAAAAGUAUAAUAAAAAGUAAAUAAUCGUAACAAAGUUAAUUUAGUUAGAAUUUAAACAUAAAAUAAAGUUGAUGUUUUGUUUAAAGAACAUACUUAUAAUGUUAAAGUACUAUGUGAACAGUAUAUAGAAAACUAAUCUGAAUUUAAACGUGUGUAACCUGUUAACUAUUAAAUUGAGUUAAUGCUUUGACGACUCCAAUUUUUUUAAACAUAUGCAUUUGUGGUUGUGGAACUCAGUCUGGCCGUGAAACCUUAAAAUAUAUUCACAAUAUGACACCAUAUAAUGAAAGAGUUAUUAAUAUUUUAUAGGUGAGAAAAAAUCUUCCUUUUUCUUUUGUAACUGCGUGAGAAAAUUUUGUUCUGGCAAAGGCAAAUUUACCAAAUGAGGAAAAACAAUUAAAUAUAUUGUUUUCAAAAAAUGUUUUGACCAAUCUCAUCAUUUGUUUAUAUUUUUUUUUCUUUUUUUACUAACAUUGUUUAUAUAUUAUGCUAUUUUAUAUAUUUUGGAGAAUUAUUAAAGUCUGAAGAAUGCACCGUUACCACUCACCAAUGUAUUUUUAUUCUUUAUCAAUAGUUUUU
Molecule: messenger RNA, 4701 nt
Organism: Brassica napus (rape)
Lineage: Eukaryota; Viridiplantae; Streptophyta; Magnoliopsida; Brassicales; Brassicaceae
Product: protein PHOSPHATE STARVATION RESPONSE 1-like
Exons: 6
Coding region: 2452-3075 (207 amino acids)
Molecular function (GO): DNA-binding transcription factor activity; DNA binding
Source: RefSeq, a predicted model, not a curated record